AUGACCAGGGGGAGGCUACCGCAUGGGAUCGAAGCUACAUCAAUAUUGACGUCGACGCUAAUUACUGAUGAAGAAAGUCCAAAUAUGGACCCAAAUGUUUUACAAUUAUCGUAUACUAUGGCAUUGAUUAGAUUUGUAAAUGGCUUGUUGGAUCCUUUCCAGCAAUCUAGCUUUGCUGUACCAAUGCAAUUAUUGGCCAAACAGUUGGAUUUACCUUCUUUUUUUGUAGAAUUGAGACAUAUGGGAACCCAUGAGAGUUUGCCCACUUUGGAGAUGCUCAGAAUUGGUUGCAAACGAGCCUUGAAUUGGCUAUAUGAUCAUUAUUGGUGCCAUGUCAAUAGUGGAAAUUUCUUACAAAAGACCAAUUUUGAUGGAGAUGGAGAAAUCGACGUAUAUAGCGAAGUUGUCAAUUGGAGAAUUGUUGAUUACGAGCAUUUAAUAGUGCAGUUUCUGGUUUAUGACAAUUUGAAAUUGUAUAAAAAGACUAGAAAAGUUGAUCUUAACUCACCGCUAGUUGCUAAGGAUAACAGUGACGCAAGCUCCAUACAGAAUUGCCUUGAAAAUUUACAAAAACUCAAUCUUCGUGAUGCUGAUCUUUUGGCAGAACUCAUGAUUAGAAAGUUUGUUAUAAUAUACCCCCGUGAUAAACUAAAGAGCAAGAAUAUCAAGUAUAAUCCGUUAUUUCAAAAAUUGUACAAGCCAUUAUUUGAUCUUUUUGGAUUACAGUUUAAUAUUAAACUUUUCAAGAAAAUUGUUGAUUUGAUUGAUGGUAAGCCUCUAAGCAAUGUCAAUAAGCGAGUAUUUAAAAGACUAGGAUUUGCUUUACAAUUGUCUCAAGAGGAAACAGCGCAGCUAGCAGAAUGGUUACCCGAGUUAGUUGAAUAUAUUCUCACAUCAAAGGAACUUUUGCCAGUUACUAAACAAGUUGUUGAUUUCUUGAUAGACAAGAUUGAGUUGUUAAAGGAAUACACGCCGAUGCCGAGCACAAAAUUAUUCUUACUAUUGUCCAAUAUUAUCAAGAAUAAUGAACCAAUCUACGGGAAAAACUUGAUUGAACAAGUUUGUCAACGAGCUAAAGAAUGGGAAGCUCUAGAGAAAACAAGGCAAAAUUUCAAACUACCACCUUCACUAGAUGAGCUAUUAGCCGAGGAGAAUCCAAGAAAAAGGAAACAGGAUACCGAUAUAGAUGGAAAGGAUAUCGAUAUAGAUGGAAAGGAUAUCGAUAUAGAUGGAAAGGAUAUCGAUAUAGAUGGAAAGGAUAUCGAUAUAGAUGGAAAGGAUAUCGAUAUAGAUGGAAAGGAUAUCGAUAUAGAUGGAAAGGAUAUCGAUAUAGAUUAUAACAAAAAAUUACAAAAGAUUGAGAAAAGAAUCUUUUUGUUUGAUCAAGAUCAAGAUUGGAAGCAAACACCAUUUGGUAUAUCUUCUUAA
This is a messenger RNA of Lodderomyces oxycetoniae, 1428 nucleotides long. RefSeq names its product rRNA-processing protein (gene LAS1). Gene Ontology annotation, molecular function: endonuclease activity. The transcript has a single exon. Gene Ontology annotation, biological process: maturation of LSU-rRNA; maturation of 5.8S rRNA. The record is from RefSeq and is a predicted model, not a curated record. Gene Ontology annotation, cellular component: preribosome, large subunit precursor; Las1 complex. The coding region runs from base 1 to 1428 and encodes 475 amino acids. NCBI's taxonomy places the organism in Eukaryota, Fungi, Ascomycota, Pichiomycetes, Serinales, Debaryomycetaceae.